This is a messenger RNA of Xiphophorus maculatus (southern platyfish), 1189 nucleotides long. RefSeq names its product girdin-like. The transcript has 11 exons. Bases 284 to 1189 code for a protein of 301 amino acids. NCBI's taxonomy places the organism in Eukaryota, Metazoa, Chordata, Actinopteri, Cyprinodontiformes, Poeciliidae. The record is from RefSeq and is a predicted model, not a curated record.
UGUGGCUGAGCAGUUUAUGAAAAACACCCAUGUGAGCGCUUAUUUUCCAUCGUAUUAAAAAUAGAAAAAGAGUUGAUGUUUGGAUUGUAACCCAGGGAGAUUCAUUCGGAUUUUUCAGCCAUGUUUAAACAUCCGAAUGCAGCUGUGAGGUCACGGGGAAUGGAACCGGGCUCGGUGAAGUCACAGCUCCAAGACAGAGCAGACUGUAAUACAGAGAGGUGAACAUCAGUCAAGAGUAGGACAGUUCGGUACACUGUAGACAAACGCAAACCAGAGAAACAAAAUGGAGGAAGCUUACAUUGUCGUUGAUGAAGAGGCUCCCGCCACUGUAGAAAUCAAAGACCUUGGUAAACGAUAUGAUCUGGCUUUAAAACAACACAGACUGACAAAGGAGCUCUAUGAAAAACUAGUGGAUCAAGGCCAAAUAACGGAGGAGCUGAUGGGAGAACUGGAGCAAGAAAAUCAAAACCUGACCAACAAAAUCAAAGAGUUAAAAGAACAGACAGAAAAUGAGAAGAUAUCAAUAGAGAAGAAUAAAGAACUCAUGCGCCAGAAAGAUUUAGAAGAGAAAAAAGUUCAGAUUAGAGAAAUGGAAGAUUAUCUAGAGAAGAUGAAGGAGGAAAAUCAACAGCUGGCUGUUGAGCUGGAAGAGCUUUCAAAGAACCAUCAGGAGGAAACAGCUGAGAAUAUAAUCAAGGAAAACCAGAAGAUCCUGGCAGCCCUGCAUAACAAAGACACCCAAAUAGAGAGACUGUCUGAGAUGGAGGGUGACAAGAAAAAGAAGAUAGAAAGAUAUGCCGGCAUCAUUGAGGAACUCAGAGAUGAAAUUCACCUCCUGGAGAAAAAUCUGAAAGACAUUCAGGAGGAACAGAUCCUAACGGUGGUGAAAUAUGAACCAGGCACAGAGGUCCUACAUUCAGUGGAAGAAGAUUACUACAAGGAUGACUUGAUUUCUGUAACCUCAAGAGAAUGUCCGUUCAGCUGGCCGGAGUAUGGUGCCAGGAUCUUGCAGAGAGGAGUCAAGGCAGCAGGAUACAUCAUUCUCUUUUUCAUCUUUUUUGUAGUCAUUUUGUUAUUCCUGGCGUCUAGCUGCAGAGUUUCUGAUUCGAACUGCAACUUGUGGAUGGUAGCAUUUGAGUUUCUGGAGCCCUACGGAGAACUGAGCUAUAUUGUUACCCCUGUUUUUUGA